Messenger RNA from Oncorhynchus nerka (sockeye salmon), 4433 nucleotides. Its product is annotated as zinc finger MIZ domain-containing protein 2-like. The record is from RefSeq and is a predicted model, not a curated record. The transcript is spliced from 19 exons. Gene Ontology annotation, biological process: protein sumoylation; regulation of transcription by RNA polymerase II. Gene Ontology annotation, molecular function: zinc ion binding; SUMO ligase activity. Gene Ontology annotation, cellular component: chromatin. Lineage: Eukaryota; Metazoa; Chordata; Actinopteri; Salmoniformes; Salmonidae. The coding region runs from base 96 to 2774 and encodes 892 amino acids.
ACCAACAGACAGACCGAGACACACACAGAGCAGAAGCUAAAGGGGAGAGGAAGGCUGCCUGUCAGGGUCUCGUUGAUCCCCCCCCCGUUCCUCCGAUGAACCCCCUCAACUCCAUGAAACCCGGUCUGCCUCCCACUCCGCACAGUGACGGUAACUUCCUGUAUGACUCUGCCUCCUGGCAACAAGGCACCAAUCAACAGCCAGGAGCACUCUCCGUGGUAACUACCGUCUGGGGCGUGACCAAUCCCUCGCACAGCCAGGUGUUUGGAGCGCCCAUGGGUCCGGGCGGGAACUCUGGAGGUCACAUGAUGCAGAGCAGCAGUGGGGGUGGGGGGAUGAGUCCCGGUAUGAGCCACCAGUACCAGAGCUACGGUGACAAGGGCUACGGACAACCAGGCCUUUACGGCCGCCCCAACACCGCCUAUAACCAAGCACCGCCAUAUGGACAGAGUUACUCUAAUAAUGGUGGUGGCGGAGGAGGAAUGGGCCAACGCCCUCCCUCUGACUUCACCCAGGCUGCUGCCGCCGCGGUUGCUGCUGCCGCUGCCACGGCGACCGCCACUGCUACGGCUACUGUUGCUGCCAUCCAGGAGAAGCAGAACCAGGAACUGAACUAUGGCCAGAUGGGUGGAGGCCCCUCCUACAGUACCCAGUUCCUUUCCCACCAGGGCCCCCAGCAGGGUGGCCCCCGCGGCCCCCCGGGCAUGAGCCCCAGUGGGAUGGUCCAAUCCCGGCCCGGGCAGCACCCCUCCAUGGGUGGCAUGGUGUACCCUUCGCACCCCUCCCAGGCUCAGGGCCAGAGGAUGCCCCAGCAACACCCAGGCUACCCAGGAGGCCAACAACAAGGGCUCAAACGCCCCUACCAAUCAGAGGGUUUCCCAGGGCAGCAGCAGUAUGGUUCAGGGGGGAUGUCUCCGUACCACAGUGGCCAGCCCCUCCAGUAUCCCCCUGGCCCCCAGCAGCACCAGCCCCAGUCCCCCUCGUACCACCCCAGCCAGCGUAUGCCCCCAAUGGGGCAGUACCAGCAAGGUCCACCCAAUCCUGCACAGUACUACAAGCAGGAGCAGCAGUAUAACGGGCAGCAGGGUAACAUGCCACCAGGAGCAUCAGGAGGCUACAAUACCUUCACACAGGCUGCUGUCAAUGCGCAGGGUAGCCGGGGGAUGCCGGGGUACCCCAGUUCUCCUCUGGGUGGUAACCCAACCCCUCCCAUGACUCCGGGCAGCAUGCCCCCCUACCUCUCCCCCGGUGGGCCAGGACCAGACACCAAGCCCCCCUACCUCCCCCAAGGCCCCGACGUCAAGCCCAACAUCAACUCCCUUCAGCCCCCCACUGGUGAGACCCACUUACUUCAACACUCCUUUAUGAAAGGCUCUAUUCAACCUCUAACUGGCCCGCCUCCGUACAGGUACAAUCACACUUACAGGUACCCACACACACACACACACACACACACACAGACACACAGACAGAUGAACACUAACUGGCCCGCCUCCGUACAGGUACAAUCACACUUACAGGUGUCUGGUCCUUGCUUACAGGUGAGUGUGAACGCCACACCGCUCACCAUCGAGAGGGGCGACAACAAGACGUCCCACAAGCCCCUCUACCUCAAGCAGGUGUGUCAGCCGGGACGCAACACCAUUCAGAUCACUGUCACCGCCUGCUGCUGCUCCCACCUGUUUGUGUUGCAGCUGGUCCACAGGCCGUCAGUACGCUCCGUUCUUCAGGGAUUAAUGAAGAAGAGACUACUGCCUGCAGAGCACUGUGUCACUAAGAUUAAGAGGAACUUCAGUAGUGGGACCAUCCCUGGGACCCCAGGGCUGAACGGAGAGGACGGUGUGGAACAGACUGCGAUCAAAGUCUCCCUGAAAUGUCCUAUCACCUUCAGGCGCAUCCAGCUGCCUGCACGCGGACACGACUGUAGACACAUACAGUGUUUUGACUUGGAGUCGUACCUGCAGUUGAACUGUGAGAGAGGGACCUGGAGAUGCCCUGUGUGCAAUAAGACGGCGCUACUGGAGGGCCUAGAAGUGGACCAGUACAUGCUGGGCAUUCUAAUAUACAUACAGAAUUCGGACUAUGAGGAGAUCACCAUUGACCCAGUGUGUGGCUGGAGGCCGGUGCCCGUCAAACCAGAUAUCCACAUAAAGGAGGAAGCAGACGGACCGGUGUUGAAACGCUGCCGGACGGUCAGCCCCAGUCACAUGAUGAUGCCCAGCGUCAUGGAGAUGAUCGCUGCCCUGGGACCAGCCUCGCCCUACCAGGGUCAACCACCAGGGGGCAGGAACACACCUGACUACAGCAGCCAAGCAGGCACAGGAUACUCCAGCCAGUCAGGCUUCUCUGACUUCCCCAACACCCCUGGUACUCCCACCCUGAGAGACUUCACCUCCCCCGGGCCCCCUAACAUCUACCAACAGGACCAGAUGUCCCAUUCUGGCCGUAUGGACCCUUCCCAUAAUGCACUGCAGCAACAACAGCAGCAGCACCAGCAGGGUGUCCACGGUAACCAGAGUCUCGGAAGCAGCGUUGGCGGGCAGAUGCAGCAGCGGAACUCCAAUACCCAGAAUGCCCGGCUACAGGCGGAGGGCUCGUUCGGCCAGGGGGGUCCAGGAGGAACGGGGGUAGCGGGAGGAGGAGAGGGAGCGGAUCACGCCUUGGAUCUUCUCCCUGAGCUGACCAAUCCAGAUGAGCUGUUGUCCUACCUAGGUCCUCCAGAUCUACCUAGCAACAACAACGAUGACCUGCUCUCUCUGUUCGAGAACAACUGAAGACUCCCUUCUCGUUAAGGGACAGCUUCAUCCUUCUAGAGGGGGAAGAGCAGAGGAGAGGGGGGCAAAAAGAAGAGAGCGGGUACAGACCGAGGGAUCCAUGUUUGUAUACUCUCUGUGGACCAGACCAACAGGCUUUCCAAGGGAAGGUGUAGGUAGUGAGAGAGACAUGACUGUUUCUGUCUGGGAACUCUGUCAAGACUAUAGUGUUUUUAGACUUCAUGUAAAGCGUCCCAUUGCACUCUGGAUCCAUCAAGUACGUUUUUUAAAAUGCUGAGAUAGAGAAUGACUGUCUGACACAUGGGACUGCCUGCACAGGCCAGCCACUAUAAUUGUAAUUCAAUGUUCUCAAAAAAUCACAAGCCGAAGGAUUUAACUUUUUAAAGGAUAUUUUUAGAAACGAGAAAAAGAAAGUGUAAUGUUGACUUUCCAUUGUGUAUUUAUGAUUGUGGAUCUCUGUUGACAUGACUUGUCAUAAAGAAAGUAAGAGGUGGUGUUCAUCCUAAAGGGGAGUUAUGAAUGCUGAAAUCAGGAUAUGCAGCCUCACACCUGGGCAGUAUAUACAGUACUCGGAUUACUGUAUCUAUACUUACUUACACUGAUCUAGACUUGUAGAGCAAGAGAUACAGGGAGAGGUGUUAUUUUUGUACUGGGUAGGGCACAAAGAGAAGGAAAGGGGGGGUGGGAGGAGAAGAGGGUUAGUCGGAUGAGUCCGAAGCCAGAUGGGGAACUCUCACCUCCAUUCACACCCUGUUUCUGGUAAUCCUCCCUUCUCUCUUUCUCUCCCUCCUUCAAGAUAACAACUAUACUGCUGAGACAUUUAAACAUGCACAAUUGUACACACAUACACUUUCAAGAAGGGAUCCCCAGUAAAGUCCUGUGCGUUGAUGGAGAGGGGGAGAAGUUGUUUCCCUUAUGUCAGGGAGUGAAUGUGUAUUCUCUCUCUUCCUCCUCUCCAGCCCAUCUCUUUCCAGCCCCGUAACACACAUUUGAAACAAUACCACGGUCUAAAUGACCUUUCUGCUUCCUCUCUCUUGGUCUUUAUCUACCUGUCCCCACUCCUUUCCGAGGUUGUCAUUGGUUUGUAAAGUGUUUGUAUGAUAGGCCUUACUGUUCAUGGCACCAGAAGUUGGAUGUGCAAUGUUUUUUUUUUUAAUCUGUACGAUAUAAAUUGUUUUAUAAUCAUGACCGUAUUGUUAUUAGGGUAAUUCCAGAGGUGGUGAAGCUGUGCACAUCUGUCCUAUAUUUGUUUAUACUAGCAGAGGUCAUGAGUUCAGAAAUAUGUCAAAUUCAUGAUGUCAGUCGACUUACGGGGGCCUGCAUUCACAAAAUGUCUCAAGGUCCUGAUCUAGGAUCAGUUUCCCUUUUCAGACCAUGGGGGGGGGGGGGGUCUUGGUCCUAGAUCAGCCCUCCUAUUCUGAGAUGCUUUGUGAAUACAGGCCCUGGUUACUAUAUGAGACUGUACAAGGGAUUUCAGAGACACCAGCAUCUGCUAGGUAACAAUUGUUCAUGUUUUAUUGUCUAGAUGAUGAUGCUUGAGGCCCAUGUCAGUGAAUACAAUUAAUACACUGUUAAAUUGUCCUAUUAACUGCACACCAGUUUUUCUAAAAAUGUGAAAUAUUUCCAUUAUGUUUUAUAAGUAAAAAAUGUCACUUCUGA